CACCGUCAACGGGGCCUGGAUUCUGACCGCAGACAUUUUGGCUAGCAACGGAAUAGUGCACCUGGUGGACAGGUUCCUGAUACCAAUACAGUCCAACAAGACGGUCGCAGAUUACCUGGAGCAUCCGGACAUACAGAGGUUUUCAUUCUAAGCAAUUAGGUUGGCAUCUAUCAUUGACUUGCAACUGAAGUCUGCCACGAACUCUUCAACGAAUCGCUUCACCGUGUUUGCACCAAACGACUCGGAUAUAAUCAUUAUGCCGGACUUUGGCAAGGAUAUUUUGUUUAAUCAUACUGCUUUGCUGAAAUCGGUAUUUUGGGCCCACACGAUCGAGGACGAAACGGUGUACAUACCCAGGAUGGGAACCAUUCCCAACUACUCAGCAAAGGCGGGCAUACUGAAGUUUUACCGCGUUGGAUCCGAUGUGUACGUGUCGAACAAUAAGGUUCGAGCCCGUGUUGUGCAGCCGAACAUCCCGGUACAGAACGGGGUCAUCCACGUUAUCGACGAUCUGCUUUUCUUUGUGUACAGAAACUUGCGGCAAACAAUCGAGCAUCAGCAAAAGAUUAGUUUUAUACAAGGCAAUCUUUACACUCUGGACGCGGAAAUUGUGACCAAACUCACGGAUAAAACACGCAAGAUGACGCUGUUCCUGCCAACAGACGACGCCUUUGCAAAGUAGUUUGCCCCAAAAUAAGCAAUAUU
Messenger RNA from Dreissena polymorpha, 705 nucleotides. RefSeq lists its product as uncharacterized. The coding region runs from base 257 to 682 and encodes 141 amino acids. The transcript is spliced from 5 exons. Gene Ontology annotation, biological process: extracellular matrix organization; cell adhesion. Gene Ontology annotation, cellular component: extracellular matrix. Lineage: Eukaryota; Metazoa; Mollusca; Bivalvia; Myida; Dreissenidae. Gene Ontology annotation, molecular function: cell adhesion molecule binding. The record is from RefSeq and is a predicted model, not a curated record.